AUCAGGAAGAAGAUGGAAUCAAGCUAAUGCCCCGCAAACCGCCCUCUCCAUUCCCGGUACUGGUCUACCGAAGGAACAAGCUUGAUUCCCACUACCUAGUCAUAUCUUUCGUCCUUGCCUCAUAAGCCCAUCACCUUCUUCUGGCUUUCAUCAUACUGGGGAAAACCUGUACUCGAUUGCAAUAUGGUGUCACCCCAGGUAGUCAUGGCCAUGAAGCUUACGGCGUCGUGUCUAUCCUCGAGCUGCGUCGUAUUCCGCACCGUCUUUGUUCACCGCCAUCAGCCACGCACCUUCAAAGCAAAGCUCGUACAUAUCUUUCUCUUUAUCACUUGUGUGCUCGACUUCGCCGCUGAUGGCACGUCGGCAUGGGCACUGAAUCAAGAGAUCACUGAUCCACAAUCUUUCGAAUCAUGGCAUCUGCGGACCGAAGUUUCGAAAGCCUUGUUUGCUUCACAUAUCCAUUACUAUUUUGCACUCACGGUCGUCAAAGCCGCCUAUCUCGCCUACUUCUCCGAGCUAUUUGUGGGCUCGUACACACGCAAGCGGUAUCUGAUACACCUUGCCAUCGCGAUAUGGUUCAUCGCCAACCUCACUGGGAUCCUCCUGCUAUUCCUGUGGUGCAGUCCCAUCUACAAGAACUGGCGUGACUUCGACGCCUCUGACCGGCGGUGUCCAAGCAUCUACGACCACACCGUCUUCAUCACGAUGGCGACGCUCACGAUCGUGAGCGACCUCGCGGUGUUGGCGGUUCCCUUGACACUGAUCAGCACGAUCCACUUCAGCCGGCGCAACCGGCGCCUGCAGAUCACGGGGCUCCUCUUCGUCUUCGCGAUCGGAAUGCUGAGCGUCGCGGCCACCGUGGUCCGCAUGUGUCUGAUCUUUACCGGGCUGCAGGCCGACGGCGGACUUCCCUGGUCGCUCGUCCGCAACACUAUGAUAUGGGCGCAUGUAGAGGUGUUCGCUGCCGUCUUGGCUAUCACCCUGCCCAGCUUCGGACUGGCGCUCUCCCGUGUGCGUGGAAGAAGACGAGGAAUGGAUUGCUCCUCCGACCAGAUGAUGAGUGCGCCCCGCAGUACGGGCGGCGGCUGUCCGGAUUGGGCGGACGCCGCAGAGCGGAGGAAGGCGAGUGUUGCGACGGUGGUAGAUCCGUGGCGCACGGCGGACUCGUCAGAACUCGACCUGGUGAUCACCGCCGCUGCCGCCGCAGAUAAACGCGAGAUGAUCAUGUUGCAGACUAGAAUGGAACAGGGGAGGAGCCCGCAAGUGGUGCGGUUCCAUGGUUCUGUGUCGCCGUUGGCGGGAAAUUCGACCACGAUAUGAGGAGCAAAAGUUUGUGGUGGUGGUGGAGGGUGGGGGGUGGUGGCUGGCCAUUGAAGUUUAGUUGAACUGGUGUAUGGAGUUCCGAGGGUGGAUUUGGCGUUCCGGUUGGGUGUGAUUUGAAUGAUCAUGGUACAUGUCUGAUGAAUGACGGCU
Molecule: messenger RNA, 1473 nt
Organism: Tricharina praecox
Lineage: Eukaryota; Fungi; Ascomycota; Pezizomycetes; Pezizales; Pyronemataceae
Exons: 3
Coding region: 184-1320 (378 amino acids)
Source: RefSeq, a predicted model, not a curated record